AUGAGCCACGGACUCGAUAACCUCACCGGCCUCGCCACCGAGGGUAUCGGUCUGCGCUUUCUAAAUGAAGAGUGGAACGACAGCAUCUCAAACGACCACCCGUUCACCAUCCAAUGGAACGAGUCGCUGGAUGGGGCUCAGGCACCAGAGCUUGGGCUGUUCAAGAUUACAUAUCCCAAAGAUGGCGUUAUCGCAUACGAGCUGGUAUCAAAUCUGACAGGCCGCAUGAACAAUGAAAAUGCAACAUGCUUGUGGACACCAAGCCACUUGGACGACGAAUUAUAUACCCUAUGGCUCUCAUCCUCUCGAGAUGCUCGCGCAAAUUGGACGACGUCUCCUCCUUGGAGACUAAAAGAAACUCCCCGACAUUCACCUCAUUGGGCCGCCCCCAUUGUUAUCCCCAUUAUUGUGUUGCUCGCAGUGUAUACCUUGGGACUCACCACCUGUAUCGUAUAUCGACGCCGCAGAAAAGCGAGACGCGAGAGAGAGAAAAGCAAGGGAAAGGAUCUCGAAAAGGAGAAAUCAAGCCAGAUGCAUCUCCUUGGGGAUGCAGAGAGACAUCCCUCAGUCGAUACUGUCCUCACUAUACAAAUCAGCCUCUGGAUCCCUUCUACUAUCAUCUCCGAGCAGGAAGAAUUCCGACGCAACACUGGUCUCAACUACAACGAGAGCAUCCGAUCAACUCCUCAUAUCUCCUAUCAGUUUAUCAGAGCAAAGCCUUCAAAGCCCUACAAGUAUAGGUUCUGA
Messenger RNA from Trichoderma breve, 747 nucleotides. RefSeq lists its product as uncharacterized. Lineage: Eukaryota; Fungi; Ascomycota; Sordariomycetes; Hypocreales; Hypocreaceae. The transcript has 4 exons. The coding region runs from base 1 to 747 and encodes 248 amino acids. The record is from RefSeq and is a predicted model, not a curated record.